AUGGGAACGGACGGCUAUGCUAUCCACGUGUUUCGGGGCCACACUGUCCACGAACACUUCGAGUUCGGCGACUUUUACAACUACUACGGCGUCCCCGAUGCGUGGGGCUUCUUAAUGUUCUGUGCUGGGUCGACAUUUCUGGCCGUCAUCUUCCUCCUCAUUGCUGGAAUCAGCUGCGCAGAUCAUGCAUUGAUCGGUUACAUUCGUGUCGCCGUUGAGGCUGUGGCUCUCCUCUCAUGGCUUGCUGGUUUCAUCGCGGUGGCUGUUAACAUAGGGACCAAUGCAUGUCCGGCAGAAGAGGACAACUGUGGGUCAAUCAAGGCGGCGACAUUCUUUGGGGCGUUAGAAUGGCUGCUGUUCGUGAUUACUACAACCUUGACUACCAAGUUCGUCUUCAAUAGCACUCGCCGACCAAGGACUUCUACCGAAUAA
Molecule: messenger RNA, 432 nt
Organism: Exophiala aquamarina CBS 119918
Lineage: Eukaryota; Fungi; Ascomycota; Eurotiomycetes; Chaetothyriales; Herpotrichiellaceae
Exons: 2
Coding region: 1-432 (143 amino acids)
Cellular component (GO): membrane
Source: RefSeq, a predicted model, not a curated record